Molecule: messenger RNA, 1281 nt
Organism: Lodderomyces margitis
Lineage: Eukaryota; Fungi; Ascomycota; Pichiomycetes; Serinales; Debaryomycetaceae
Product: peptidylprolyl isomerase
Exons: 1
Coding region: 1-1281 (426 amino acids)
Cellular component (GO): chromatin; nucleolus
Molecular function (GO): peptidyl-prolyl cis-trans isomerase activity; macrolide binding
Source: RefSeq, a predicted model, not a curated record
AUGUCUCAGUUAACUCCUAUAGCCACUUAUAACUUGGCAUUAAAGCCAUUCCAACCUCUUCCUGCAAUUGAGGAGGAUUUUCCUGUUACCAUUAGACUUACUUUGGCGUCUUUAGACCCAGAGGCAGAAGAUGAUAAGGCAGAACCUUCUACUUUGAGGAUAUUGAAAAAGGCUGCAUUCCCUGAAUAUGACGACGAGGAUGAUGAAGAGGACGAUGAGGACGAUGAGGAAGAUGAAUUAGAUGAAUUAGACGAGGAAGAGGAAGUUGUUGAAAAAGCUAAUGGAUCAAAAGAUAGAAUCGAAAUUGAUGAAAAGGAAGAGGAAGAGGACGAAGAAGAGGACGAAGAAGAGGACGAAGAAGAGGACGAAGAAGAGGACGAUGACGAAGAGGAUGAUUUGGACGAUGACAUUGCUGAAUUCGUUGUUUGUACUUUAUCCCCAAAACAACAAUUCCAACAAACACUUGAUCUUACAAUCACACCAGAUGAGGAAGUAUACUUUGUUGUCACCGGUUCAUACCCAAUUCACUUGACUGGUAACUAUGUUGAGCAUCCAGCCGAUGAAAGCGACGAGGAUGAAGAAGACUACGGUGAGUACGAUGACGAAUAUGAUUUGUCACCUGAUGAAGAUGAAAUUAUCCAUGGUAUUGACUUUAAUGAAGAUUACGAUGAGGAUGAAGAUGAAGACGAUAGAGAAGAAUCCGCAGAGCCAGGAAAGAUUCAAGAAAUAAAGGACGAAGAAGAAGCAAACAAAAAAAGAGCAGCACCAGAAGAAGAAUCAAAAAAGUCAAAAAAGGCUAAAAAGAAUGCCGCAAAGAAGGAAGAAAAAAAGACAGUUCAAUUUUCUGAGGAAUUAGAGCAAGGUCCUACUGGAUCCUCUUUGGCUAAAGACAAGAAGGAGAAAAAGAACGCUGAAUCAGACAAGACCCCAAAAGAUAAGAAAUACCCAACCAAGACCUUGUUGGGCGGUGUUGUUACCGAGGACAGAAAGAUUGGUUCAGGCCCAACUGCAAAGUCGGGCAAUAAAGUUGGCAUCAGAUAUAUUGGUAAGUUAAAGAAUGGUAAAACAUUUGACAAAAACACAUCUGGAAAGCCAUUCAGCUUUAAGUUGGGUAAAGGCGAGUGUAUCAAGGGAUUUGAUCUCGGUGUUACUGGUAUGAGCGUUGGGGGUGAAAGAAGAGUUAUAAUUCCAGCCAAAAUGGGUUACGGAUCCCAAGCGUUGCCAGGAAUUCCAGCCAACUCUGAAUUAACCUUUGAUAUCAAAUUGGUUUCAUUAAAGUAG